UAUGGUUCUCUUCUCUAUUAAAUUUCUCUCUCACAAUAUAUUGUAAUGUUUAUUAUAAAUGCGUGUCUCUCUCGUGAACCUCCAUAAAUACAAUCUUCUCCAUACUCUCUACUUCCUCUCUCUCUCUCUCUCUCUCUCUCUCUCAUCCUCUUUCAAUCAUCCACUAUCUUGUUAUUUGCUCGUAGAGCAAAGAGAGAGCUAGCUAUCUUGGGUUGUAUUUUUCAAGCUCCUAUUUGAUUUGAUGAUCAUGGGAAUUCAAAGGCCUGCAUGGUUGGAAGCCCUUUACACACAGAAAUUCUUUGUGGGUUGUUCGUAUCAUGAAACGGCAAAGAAAAAUGAAAAGAAUAUAUGUUGUUUGGAUUGCUGCGCCAGUAUUUGCCCUCAUUGUAUCCCAUCUCAUCGCUUUCAUAGGCUUCUUCAGGUUCGUCGUUAUGUUUAUCAUGAAGUUGUCCGAUUGGAUGAUCUCCAGAAGCUCAUCGACUGCUCUAGUGUUCAGGCAUAUACUAUUAAUAGUGCCAAAGUGGUGUUCAUCAAGAAGAGACCUCAAAACAGACAAUUCAAAGGAGCAGGAAACUAUUGCACUUCCUGUGACAGAAGCCUUCAAGAACCCUAUAUUCAUUGCUCUCUAGGCUGCAAGGUGGACUUCGUGCUGAAACAUUACAAAGACCUGAGUCCAUAUUUAAGAAGAUGCAAUAAAUUAACACUAAGUCCAGACUUCUUGAUUCCACAAGAGAUAGGAGAAGAAGAAACACAGUCAACAAUAGUGGACAGUGAAGAGAGAAUGAGUUGGUCGUCGGGAUCAUCAGGAUCGGAGAAUAAUAUGAGAGUGGGAUGCAAUCAAAAUCAGAUGAUAGUGAGAAAGAAGAGAAGUAGUAGUAAUUACAAGGUGGUGGGUAAUUUUGAUAAUGAAGACAUGGCUACAAGCAUGAUAAGUAGAAGAAAAGGCAUUCCUCAUAGAUCUCCUCUGUGUUAAGAAAUGAAUAAAAUCUUAAUGAGAGUUUAAUUUCUGUC
Messenger RNA from Mangifera indica (mango), 1011 nucleotides. RefSeq names its product protein RGF1 INDUCIBLE TRANSCRIPTION FACTOR 1-like. Bases 242 to 973 code for a protein of 243 amino acids. The record is from RefSeq and is a predicted model, not a curated record. The transcript is spliced from 4 exons. Lineage: Eukaryota; Viridiplantae; Streptophyta; Magnoliopsida; Sapindales; Anacardiaceae.